Messenger RNA from Scatophagus argus, 1165 nucleotides. RefSeq names its product transmembrane protein 241 (gene slc35d4). Lineage: Eukaryota; Metazoa; Chordata; Actinopteri; Scatophagidae. The record is from RefSeq and is a predicted model, not a curated record. The transcript has 15 exons. The coding region runs from base 123 to 1109 and encodes 328 amino acids.
GACGUGUCACCUGAGGGAAGUUUCCGAUUGUUGAAGUGUUUGGAACAGGCGACAUGAAUGGGCUGUAGUUCUCAUGUCCUGUUGGGAAUCAUGUCCCUGCUGCGCGGUGCCGGCGGCUCAACAUGCAGUGGAGACGACACGUCGCCGGCCUCGCUUUUAGCGUCGUUUUCGUCGUAUCGUGUUUCACAAACAAGUUUGUCCUGUCGGUGUUAAAAUUCACAUAUCCAACAUUAUUUCAAGGAUGGCAGACGCUCAUCGGCGGCGUCCUCCUCCUGCUCUCCGGGAAGCUGGGAUGGGUGGAGAUGAGCCGCAUCACCAGGUGGGCUGCUCUAUCCUGGCUGCCAGGCUCCCUCCUGUUUGUAGGCAACAUAUAUGCUGGUUCCAGGGCCUUGUCACGCAUAGACAUUCCCUUCUUCUUCACCCUUCAGAACUCCUCUCAUGCUGUUAGUUACAUAAUCCUGAAGGUCGUCCAUAAAGAGAAGGAGCAAUACCUGAAACACAUCAGCUUAUGUUUCAUGCUGCUCUCAGCCAUCAACCUGCCCUUCUGUGACCCUCAGUUUGACUAUAGUGGCUACAUGUGGGCUGCCGGUCAUCUGUUCUGUCUCGGUGCUUACAGGGUGUUUCAAGUUCACCACAAAACCAGUAAUUUGAGUGACCUUGAACAGCAGUGCAUUAACUACUUGUUCAGUGUGCUGCUGCUGGGCCUCGCCGCUCACCCGACAGGUGACCUCAUGGGUGCCUUGGAGUUCCCCUCCCUGAAAUCCCACACAUUUCAUUACGGCUGCUGUGCCAGCGCCCUGCUGGGGUUUUUGUUGCUGUUGGCCACAGCCAAACUGAGAAGUGGAUUUUCGCUGGAGCACUUUGGGGUCUGGAUUUUUGUGUCUAAGAUUAUUCCACUCCGGUCUCCCUGCAGGUUUCUGCCAUGUUCCUCUCCCCGUUUAUCUUCUACAUGGACAUUAAUGUUCCAGCUCUGCUUUGUGUGGUCAUCAGUCACGUUGGGGAGGCCCUGCUGGUGUAUUCUGAGAGAGAAUCUCAGCCGUGAUGAGACUGAACCGUCACUUCAGUGUCUUCUACAAGUGUUUUUUGUACCUUCUUUGUGUCUUUUCUAAUCUGCGCUCUGAUAAUCUUCUGACCAAAUAAACUGAUGUUUGUGUGCUCUUAUUAA